UGCCCAAGCCAUGGCCACACUUAUUCCCAAGUCCCUGAACGGCCUACCCUGGGAAAUACAGACUAUGCAUUUGAGAUGGCCAUUUCGAACAUCCGAUACGGAGAAGGAGUUACUAAAGAGAUUGGCAUGGACCUGCAGAAUCUUGGUGCUAGAAGAGUUUGUUUGAUGACAGAUAAAAACCUUUCCCAACUCCCUCCUGUAAAUGCAGUAUUGAAUUCCUUGGCAAAAUAUGGUAUAAACUUUCAGAUGUAUGAUAAUGUCCGGGUGGAACCAACAGACCAAAGUUUCCUGGAUGCCAUUACAUUUGCUAAAAAGGGAGAGUUUGAUGCCUAUGUUGCUGUUGGAGGUGGGUCUGUAAUAGACACCUGUAAAGCUGCCAACCUGUAUGCGUCCAGCCCUGCAUCAGACUUCUUGGAUUAUGUCAAUGCUCCUAUUGGGAAAGGGAAGCCUGUCACUGUGCCCCUCAAGCCACUUAUUGCAGUUCCUACAACAUCUGGAACUGGAAGUGAAACCACUGGUGUUGCCAUUUUUGACUUCAAAGAACUAAAAGUAAAAACCGGUAUCGCUUCAAGAGCCAUUAAGCCAACAUUAGGCAUCAUUGAUCCUUUACACACACUGUCUAUGCCUGAGCGAAUAGUGGCCAACAGUGGCUUUGAUGUGCUUUGCCAUGCUCUAGAAUCGUACAGACGCAGUCCCUGCCCUUCAAAUCCAAUCAACCGACCAGCUUACCAAGGCAGCAACCCCAUCAGUGAUGUCUGGGCUCUUCAUGCUCUGCGCAUUGUGGCUAAAUAUUUGAAAAGAGCCAUCAGAAACCCUGAAGACCGUGAAGCAAGAGCCAACAUGCACCUAGCAAGUGCUUUUGCUGGUAUUGGCUUUGGCAAUGCUGGUGUUCAUCUCUGCCAUGGAAUGUCUUACCCUAUUUCUGGUUUGGUGAAAACUUAUAAACCAAAGGAUUAUAAUGUGGAUCACUCUUUAGUGCCACAUGGCCUUUCUGUGGUGCUGACAUCCCCAGCAGUGUUUGCUUUCACUGCACAGAUACAUCCUGAGCGGCACUUGGAAGCUGCAGAGAUACUAGGAGCUGACAUCCGCACUGCCAGAAUCAAAGAUGCGGGGUUUAUUUUGGCAGACACGCUCCGGAAAUUCCUGUUUGAUCUGAAUGUUGAUGAUGGCUUAGCUGCAAUUGGUUAUUCUAAAGCAGACAUCCCCGCAUUAGUCAAAGGCACUCUGCCUCAGGAGAGAGUGACUAAACUAUCACCACGUCCCCAAACAGAAGAAGACUUAUCUGCCCUCUUUGAGGCUUCCAUGAAGCUUUAUUAGCUUAAACAUUUUGUUCCAAAAAGCGUGCUCUAUUCUAACACAAAGGUAAUUUGUUAUAGAUAUGGGGCUGAAUUUGUUUAGAGAAUGGAAGAACUUGUGUGUCUUUGACUUCUGUUCCAUUGUACACUGCCAAAAGGUCAAGUAAUUCAUCUUUAAGUAAAUAGUGCUCUGAAGUGAAGGCUUGACUGUGGUUUUUUUUCUUGCUGAGUAGUCAGUGCUAUUAACUUGCAUAAAAGUUGCAGCAGACUUCUCGCUUUACUGAAGGCUUUUUUGUGCUUUAGAGGUGGUCAAAGGUGGAAACGUGUUUUAAGGGAUAUUCCAAAAUAUUUCACACAUUAUGGUUUUUAUU
Nipponia nippon (crested ibis) is the source of this 1666-nucleotide messenger RNA. The record is from RefSeq and is a predicted model, not a curated record. Lineage: Eukaryota; Metazoa; Chordata; Aves; Pelecaniformes; Threskiornithidae.